Dunckerocampus dactyliophorus (ringed pipefish) is the source of this 2939-nucleotide messenger RNA. RefSeq names its product methionine adenosyltransferase II, alpha b (gene mat2ab). The transcript has 9 exons. Lineage: Eukaryota; Metazoa; Chordata; Actinopteri; Syngnathiformes; Syngnathidae. The coding region runs from base 151 to 1341 and encodes 396 amino acids. The record is from RefSeq and is a predicted model, not a curated record. Gene Ontology annotation, molecular function: ATP binding; methionine adenosyltransferase activity. Gene Ontology annotation, cellular component: methionine adenosyltransferase complex; cytosol. Gene Ontology annotation, biological process: S-adenosylmethionine biosynthetic process.
UAGCAUAAAUAUCAGAGCAGGGCGCCAUGCGGGUGAGAUUUUGAGGACAUUUACCGUGAGAAGCGUUAGCAAAGCUUAGCGAGAGUUGCCAUCUCGAUCACAUUUAUUUUGUUGGUUACAUUUUUGGUGUCGAAACAGUCAACGUGAACGAUGAUGAACGGCCAAAUGAAUGGUUUUCACAAUUCCCUCAUUGACGAGGACUGCUUCUUGUUCACAUCGGAGUCUGUCGGAGAAGGGCAUCCCGACAAGAUCUGCGAUCAGAUCAGCGAUGCUGUCCUUGAUGCCCAUCUCAAGCAAGACCCAGACGCCAAGGUCGCCUGUGAGACCGUCGCUAAGACUGGCAUGAUCCUGUUGGCUGGUGAGGUGACAUCACGAGCUACAGUGGACUACCAAAAAAUAGUGCGAGACACCAUUCGCCUGAUUGGCUACGACGACUCUGCCAAAGGCUUUGACUACAAGACCUGCAAUGUACUUGUGGCCUUGGAGCAGCAGUCUCCUGACAUUGCUCAGGGUGUCCAUGUUGACCGCAAUGAAGAGGACAUCGGAGCAGGGGACCAGGGCUUAAUGUUUGGAUAUGCCUCUGAUGAGACCGAGGAAUGCAUGCCUCUCACAAUUGUGCUCGCCCACAAACUGAAUGCUAAGAUGGCUGAGCUACGACGCAAUGGCACUCUUCCAUGGCUGCGGCCUGACUCCAAGACACAGGUUACUGUCCAGUAUCGUCAGGACCGUGGCGCCAUGCUUCCAGUGCGCGUGCACACUAUUGUCAUCUCUGUUCAACACGAUGAGGAUGUGUGCCUGGAGGAGAUGAGAGAUUCACUGAAGGAAAAGGUCAUCAAGGCUGUUGUUCCCUGUAUUUAUUUGGAUGAUGACACCAUCUACCACCUGCAGCCCAGUGGGAGAUUUGUUAUUGGAGGUCCUCAGGGUGAUGCCGGGCUGACGGGCCGCAAGAUCAUAGUCGAUACUUACGGUGGUUGGGGAGCCCAUGGGGGAGGAGCCUUCUCUGGGAAGGACUACACAAAGGUGGACCGCUCUGCUGCUUACGCUGCACGCUGGGUUGCAAAGUCUUUGGUGAAGGCAGAGCUAUGCAGGAGAGUGUUGGUUCAGGUGUCCUAUGCCAUUGGAGUUGCCCAUCCCCUCUCCAUUUCCAUCUUCCACUAUGGGACCUCCAACAAGAGUGAGCGUGAGCUGCUUGACAUUGUGAAGAAGAACUUUGACCUCCGUCCCGGGGUCAUUGUCAGGGAGCUGGAUCUGAAGAAGCCCUUGUAUCAGAAGACCGCAGCCUAUGGCCACUUUGGCCGUGACUCCUUCCCAUGGGAGGUUCCCAAAAAGCUCAAAUACUAAACCUGUUAAGCUUUCUCCCCCUUAGGCUUGUUGGUGUAUACUACAGAGAAGCCACCAAGAUUUUGGGGGUGAAAUGCCCUUCUCGCACUAAUUGCAUAAUUUACCGCAUUACUCCCUUUUUCCUCCCCCCUUUCCCUUUCUUCCGGUUAGUUUAUUUUGCCAAUUGCUUUAUCUUGCUGGGUCUUUUUUUGAAUGCAUUUUUAUUUGACUCAUUUGCCCCUUGCUCCUUACUGCUCGAGCCUGAUUAGCUGCAGUCCUUGUCGUUCCACACACAUCUAGGUGAUCUUCAGUGGCACAUCGGUGGUGUGGUGUUAGGCUGUAGUUUGCCUUCAUUCACUGGUGCUACUGCAAGGUGUGUGUCUGCAACCUCCGAAGUAAAUCUUGGGAAGCAUGUAGCUUGUCAUUUCGGAGGCUCUUCUGUUCUCACUGAGCAACAUUCCUCCUGAUAAUCUGGUACAAAUAUUCCCUCACCUUCUAGUUUUUUUUUUUUUUUUUUUUUUUAUUAUUUUAUUUAACUUUUGGUAACUUUACUGCUCGUCUUCAUGGAGGAUGCUAGAAUGGCACAAUGAAAUAGAAAGGUUUGUUGCUGUUCACUAAAAUGCUAUGCAUUGCAGGCUGAAGAGCCAGCCAAAUCUUAGAUUCUCAAGCUCUCAAAUGAGUUUAAAGGCCCACCUGCCGCUGUAGACCUUUUGCUGUUUUCUGACGUACUACAGAAAAGUCAGAGGCUGCUAUGUCACUGCACUGGUCUGCAGAGGUGUUGGAUAUACUUGACAGUUGGGAAUAUUUUGAUUGUGUACACCAGUUAAGUUUUAAAUGGUCUUUUUUUUUUCUUUUCUUUUUUUUUUUUAUAAAGUAGACUUUUUUUUUUAACUGAGGCCCUGGGAAUCCACAGGUAUAUUGAUGGCAGGUGUAGUUACAGAGAAACCUUUCAUCUUUAUCCUCGUGGAGUUUGUCAGUCUUAUUGGAUGUCAAAUCGCAACACUAUUUAUUUGUUCUCUGAAGCUCAGCGUGCAUACAGAGAAGCUGAUGUUUCAGACGGCAGCUUUUAAAACAAAAACACUCUGUUACUGAAUCUUGAAUUCCUUUUGACUUGAUAGUUUUCCAGUGUUUGGCUUGAGGCUCCAGAGUGUUGUACAGAAAAGCUUUGGAUUGCCUCAAAACGUGUCACUGCUAAAUGUUUGUCUAUUUUACAGUGUUUUAUUUUUGGACUGCAGAAAUAUAUAUUUUUUAGGGCUAUGGGCUGGUUGUCAAAUCCAAUUUUUAAGCAUCCACAAAUCUUUGGCUCUUACAAAGCAUCCUUGGUGAGAUGGCAACAUUUGGUUGGUGUAGUACAGAGAAACCAGCCUUGUUUACAUGGCCGUCCCAUGCAGGAUGAGUUAGCUCUUAUUGGAGGGCAUCAUUGGCUACAGUAAGUGUAAACGUGCCUUUUCUAUUUCCUCUCCUCUCCUCCUCUUGCUUCUAUCCCCUCGCACACAAACAUGCUUCUAACAGGAAGGAGUACCGGUAGCUCAUUCUGUAAUGUGCUUCAUGUUUAGAUUGGGCUGUUCCUGUAUGCUCUGUAAUAAACAUCCCUACACCAUGCACCUGUAGUCUUGGUC